Messenger RNA from Ctenopharyngodon idella (grass carp), 2113 nucleotides. RefSeq names its product myosin-10. The record is from RefSeq and is a predicted model, not a curated record. NCBI's taxonomy places the organism in Eukaryota, Metazoa, Chordata, Actinopteri, Cypriniformes, Xenocyprididae. Bases 68 to 1597 code for a protein of 509 amino acids. The transcript is spliced from 14 exons.
UUCCACUAAGACUCGGAGACUAGAAGACAAUCUGAAUGACUUAAAGGUCAAACUAUCUGGAGCUUUAAUGGACAAAGACCGUCUUGUCCAGGAGAAAGCAGAGCUUCAUCAGAGGAUUCAGACUCUGGAUCUGCAGUUGCAGAGGGAACAGAGGAGCAAACAGGGCUUCAAUGAGCAGGUGUGUGAGCUCCAUUCUGAGAUUUCUCAAGCUAAGAGCCAGGCCAACAAACAGAAGAUGGAAACCAUGCUAAUGAAGGAGGAGCUGCUUUCCAUUAAAGAGUUGAACGAAAAGCUGUCGUCUGAUCUGACCAAGGCUAAACAGAGGCUACAGGUGACCCUUAACCAGCUACACGAGCUGGAGGCACAGAAACUGAUCCAAACCAAUCAGAUUGCAGCACUGGAGACUGAGCGCUUGCAGCUAAUUGGAGAGAAAGAGGAACUGAGGAAAACGUUUGAUGAUGGACUUCACGAGAAGAUUAGAGAACUGGGAGAUAAAUGCUGCCAACACAGGGAACCGCAGGGCAAUUUUGAGCAAGAAAAUCAGACUCUGCAAAUAAAAUGUCAAGACCUGGAAAAAAAAGUCCAAAUCUUGGAGGCGGAGUAUAAGCAAAAAGAGGAGGGGCAUCAGUGUAUGAGGGUGGAGUUUGAGCGGGAGAAGGAGGAGUUAAGGAAAGUGGCUGCUCACUGGAACGAGAGAUGGCUGGAUGUAGCGAUGACGUUAUGCUCGACACAGGCAGAACUUGAUGAGCUCAAGAGUCAACAGCAAGAGAAUGACAAAGUGUCUGUUGAAGACAUGGAUGGAGAGUUAGUGCAGGUGAAGGCAGAGCUGCUGAAGGUGAAGGACAUGCUGAAGAUCAGAGACACUGAGCUGGAGGAGCAGCUACAGGAGCUGCAGUCUUCUCACGCUCAGGUAUCACAACAGAAUAAUAAAGUCCAGAGGAUGGAGCAGCAACUGAAAGAGAGAGAUCAAGAAAUUAAAGAGAAAGAUCAAGAUCUGAAGAACCUGGAGAUACAGAGGAUAACAGAGAAAGCAGAGGCUCAGAUCAAGAUAUCUGCCCUGGAGCAAGAGAUUUUUGGACAUAAAGGGCUGCAGUCGAGAGAGGAGGUGGUCAGUGAAUGCAGUCCUGAGGACUUAGAGUCACUGAAGGCCCUGCUGGAAGAAAGCAAAAAGAGAGACCAAGCCUUACAACAACUGUAUGAUCUUGGACUUCCCCAUCAGGGUAAAGCAGAGAAACAAUCUCCACCAGAGAACAAAAAACAGAAACCUGCUGGUUCAGACCUUGUAGAUCCUAACCAACAGAGGAGGCUGGUCACUGAGCAGCUGAAAAGUCUGUUCAGAGAGAGAGAGCAGCAUGGAGAAAGGUCUCCAGUGUUCCCAAGAAGUCCUGGCUCGGUCGAUAGCAGGGUCCAAAAUGCUACAAGUAUUAAGGGAAGACAAACACAGAAACUGGAGCAAGAAUGCCAGCAGGGGGCAGCAAAUGGGUCUUCAUCCCAGAUCUCAGUCUCUCAGGGGGGAUCAAAGAGGUCUGAGAGAGGGGAGGAGCAGAAACGGACAACCAACCAGGAGCACCACAGCAAGUUAGCCCAGCUAAAGUAAUAUCUCCUCAACCAAACUUACAACAGGACAAAUUUCCCCUGGGCUGCAAGGAUGGAACAUUCUUUGCAAGGCAGGUUGAGGUUUAUGAAGAUACGGAAGGAUCCAUUUGAGGAGAAGGAAAGGGGAGCCAUUGCAAAGAUUCAUACUGCACUAACAACUUUGCUAAAUGCACCUUAAUUUCCAUACAGCAUAAUAGUUAAGCUAUUAAAAAUGAAACUAAUUUUCAUAAGCAUGUUGUUGUUUAGUAGUGCUUGAACCAACUGUGAGGUACAUUUAAAAUUUGGCACAAAACACCAACAUGAUAUCAAAUUAACAGAAGACUAUAUUUAUCCAUUUUUGCAAUCACUUUUUCAUAUAUAUUCAUUUUUAUUGUCUUGAAUGCCAGUUACAUCUGAAUACCGGCUGCAGGUUGUUUUCUAAAGACAAUGUUCAGAGAUAUUUGAUUUCACUGAUACAUACAUUUGCACUGAAUCUAUACAACAGUAACAUAAUAAAAAUAUAUAGUUCUAAAUAUGA